GGGCCCGAGCGGCCGCGGUGCUGGGGAGGCGAUGGCGCCGACGGCGUCGAAGCUGCGGGCCGGGGCCGGGCUCGGGGCGCUGCCGCAGCGGGCUCUCGCCCAGUACCUGCGCCUCCUGCGGCUCUACCCGGUGCUCACCAAGGCGGCCACCAGUGGCAUUUUGUCAGCACUUGGGAACUUCCUGGCCCAGUUGAUUGUGAAGAAGCGAGAAAAAGAAAACUCCCAAAAGCUAGAUGUCAUUGGGCCUCUCAGAUAUGCCAUUUAUGGGUUCUUCUUCACAGGGCCACUGAGUCACUUCUUCUACCUCUUCAUGGAGCACUGGAUCCCUUCCGAGGUCCCCUUGGCUGGUGUCCGGAGGCUGCUCCUGGACCGCCUCCUCUUCGCGCCGGCCCUCCUGUUGUUGUUCUUCCUCACCAUGAACUUCCUGGAGGGGAGAGACACAGCUGCGGUCGCUGUCCAGAUAAGGAGAAGCUUCUGGCCGGCGCUGCGCGUGAACUGGCAAGUCUGGACCCCGGCGCAGUUUGUCAACAUCAACUAUGUCCCUUUGCAGUUCCGAGUGCUUUUUGCCAACCUGGUGUCUCUGUUCUGGUACAUCUACCUGGCCUCUCUGGGCAAGUGA
Molecule: messenger RNA, 619 nt
Organism: Odobenus rosmarus divergens (Pacific walrus)
Lineage: Eukaryota; Metazoa; Chordata; Mammalia; Carnivora; Odobenidae
Gene: PXMP2
Product: peroxisomal membrane protein 2, 22kDa
Exons: 5
Coding region: 32-619 (195 amino acids)
Cellular component (GO): membrane; cytoplasm
Source: RefSeq, a predicted model, not a curated record